Molecule: messenger RNA, 5703 nt
Organism: Molossus molossus (Pallas's mastiff bat)
Lineage: Eukaryota; Metazoa; Chordata; Mammalia; Chiroptera; Molossidae
Gene: CCDC6
Product: coiled-coil domain containing 6
Exons: 9
Coding region: 234-1661 (475 amino acids)
Source: RefSeq, a predicted model, not a curated record
CAGUGCAAUACUGCCCGAGCCCGGGCGGGGUCUCUGUUCUCUGGCAGAGGAGGUCCCUUGGCAGCGGGAAGCUCCCUCUCUUUCUCUCGCCGCCGCUCCGAGUCUGCGCCCUGGUGCCAGGCGCCCAGCUCGGCGCUCCCCUGUGCUCGCCCCGCGCCCACUCACUCGCAGCCCAGCCUUCGCCGCCGCCGCCGCUUCCCUGCUCCUCCUACUUCCCCCAGCCCGCCGCGGCCAUGGCGGACAGCGCCAGCGAGAGCGACACGGACGGGGCGGGGGGCAACAGCGGCAGCUUGGCCGCCAUGCAGUCGUCCUGCUCGUCGACCUCGGGCGGCGGCGGCGGAGGCGGCGGGGGAGGUGGCGGCGGUGGGAAGUCGGGGGGCAUUGUCAUCUCGCCGUUCCGCCUGGAGGAGCUCACCAACCGCCUGGCCUCGCUGCAGCAGGAGAACAAGGUGCUGAAGAUCGAGCUGGAAACCUACAAACUCAAGUGCAAGGCGCUGCAGGAGGAGAACCGCGACCUGCGCAAAGCCAGCGUGACCAUCCAAGCCAGAGCUGAGCAGGAAGAAGAAUUCAUCAGUAAUACGUUAUUCAAGAAAAUUCAGGCUUUGCAGAAGGAGAAGGAAACCCUUGCUGUAAAUUAUGAGAAGGAAGAAGAGUUUCUCACCAAUGAGCUCUCCAGAAAACUGAUGCAGCUGCAGCAUGAGAAAGCCGAAUUAGAGCAGCACCUCGAGCAGGAGCAGGAAUUCCAGGUGAACAAACUGAUGAAGAAAAUUAAAAAACUGGAGAAUGAUACCAUUUCCAAGCAGCUGACAUUGGAGCAGUUGAGACGAGAGAAGAUUGACCUUGAAAAUACUUUGGAACAAGAACAAGAAGCACUAGUUAAUCGUCUCUGGAAAAGAAUGGAUAAACUUGAAGCUGAGAAGCGAAUCCUGCAGGAGAAAUUAGACCAGCCAGUCUCUGCUCCCCCGUCACCUAGAGACAUCUCCAUGGAGAUCGACUCUCCAGAAAACAUGAUGCGCCACAUCAGGUUUUUGAAGAACGAAGUGGAGAGGCUGAAGAAGCAGCUGAGAGCGGCGCAGUUACAGCACUCGGAGAAGAUGGCGCAGUACCUGGAAGAGGAGCGUCACAUGAGGGAGGAGAACCUGAGGCUGCAGAGGAAGCUGCAGAGGGAGAUGGAGAGGAGAGAAGCCCUCUGUCGACAGCUGUCCGAGAGCGAGUCCAGCCUGGAGAUGGAUGACGAAAGGUGUUUUAACGAGAUGUCUGCACAAGGACUAAGACCUCGCACUGUGUCCAGCCCAAUCCCUUACACUCCGUCUCCAAGCUCCAGCAGGCCUAUAUCACCCGGUCUAUCAUAUGCAAGUCACACAGUUGGUUUCACACCACCAACUUCACUGACCAGAGCUGGAAUGUCUUAUUACAAUUCCCCGGGUCUCCAUGUGCAGCAUAUGGGAGCAUCCCACGGCAUCACAAGGCCUUCACCACGGAGAAGCCACAGUCCUGACAAAUUCAAACGGCCCACGCCGCCUCCAUCUCCCAACACACAGACCCCCGUGCAGCCGCCUCCGCCCCCACCUCCACCGCCCAUGCAGCCCGCGGUCCCCUCGGCAGCCGCCACGCAGCCCGCCCCCUCGCAACAUCCGGUGCACCCCUCCUCCCAGCCUUAAUGCAUGUGCUUAGUCUGAAUCUCACGUUGGGACUCGUACAGUGGAGCCGUCUACUCAAUGCCAAAGGCUUCCUUCCCUGGCAUAUUUGGAUCUGACUUAUUUGCACUGAGGUUAUCUAGGCUUCACUAUUAAUUGUGUUGUAAGUGUUUGUCGGAAACGCAGCCAGUGUUGUGGGUUACAACACUAACCAGACGACUUUUUCCAUCAGUGUUUUACUUGAAUCGACACGUGCGUCCAUUCCCUGCAGGCACGCCUGCUAUUCGAUAUUGGGUAAUUCAGCAGCCGUGUGCAGUUUCUCGCUUGGCCCCAGAGCUUCAUUGUCCUGGCUUUUAGGUUUGUAAAAUAAAAAACGGGAUAUCUUUUUUAUAUAUAUAUUUUUUCCCCAUGAAUUUGCAGAAAAUUACUGAGCUGUUUUUACCAUCCCCCGUUAUAAUGGUGUUGACCAAACAUACCAAUAAUUCAGCACUAAAAUUCAGACCUUGGAAAAUCUAGCUUUCAGUGUAGAAGGGAAAGUUAGAUGGAUCAGUGCCCAAGACAAUACACUGUUUAAUAGAACCUUCUACAGAUACAUGUUUUAUAGGUUAUUUUCAGUGUAUAUCAACAUCCAUGUCUCUUGUAAAACAGCCAGAAGUCAUGGAUCACAUGGCUGUACUUCUCCCACUGACAUGGGAUGGAUCAUUAUUGUAUAUUAAAGUGUGAUUUGUUCUUUUUCCUUAAUGUUAAUCUACCCAACUGGCCCCCUCCAACAUGAGUCCGUAAGUGUCCCCCCACCGUGGUUGCGAUGGCCGAUUAGAACAUGCCGUUUGGUUUCUGCUGCAGACAGCAACGCGAGUAUAACAGAACAGCUGUUCUCCCUUUCCGUUCUCUGUCUGUGUCCCCUGAAAUAAAGUCUGAACAAAUAUUCGAAAGGUGCGGAAUUAUUAGAAGAUACUAUUUGAAAUGAACGUUACAGGAAUAUCUUGGCACAAGGGCCACACAGUACUUUAUUGCUUGGCAGGAAGGAGAAGAGGUUGUGAAGUAGCACAUUAGUACUGAUGACUGCUUAUGCCUCCCAGUAUAAGCAAGUGCAGUGUGUACAAAGAAGUAUAUUCUGAAUACAUUCUUUCCAUUCAUUUAGCACAAAUUGUUGGGUUUCACUUGGAAGUGGAACACUGAGUCACCCUUUUCUUAAUACUGCAACAUCUUUAUUUUUGCUUUUCAGCAGUUACGGUUUUGUACUUUGGUAGUAGAGUGAUUUUUACCCACCUGUGUUUGCAUAUUUAUAUAUGCUGUGGACGAAAAUAACUUACUAGAGAAUGUAUAUUUUAUGAUGAGAAUGUGUAUCUGUUGGAUAUAAUCAGAGGACUGAAAGUUAAUUUAUCAGUAAUUUUUAAGAGUCCAUGUUUGUGACAGCCAUCUCUAAUAGCUAGCUCUUUAUUCAAAAACACUCCUAACUAAAGAACCGUGACAUUGUAGAUAUUUAAUAUUGUACAGUAUAGAAACCUCCAUUUUUGCCUUUGAAUGCAUAUUUAAGAGUUUCAGAAAGAAAAAUGUCUUGUUGGAUAAUAGUGUUUGACUAGCAUUUUAAGAACUUGAGAGUAAAAGCAACAAUAGGAUUCUCACCUCUUCCUGCUUCCGCCCUCCCCCAAAAUGAGAGCGUCACUCAGUUGUCUGGAAGAAAUCGUACGUCUAUAUAAACUUUAUUUAUAAUGUGUGUGUAAUAUACAUAAUCAUAGUACCGUUCUCAAAUAGGGGGAGAAGUUUGGCAUAUUAUUAUUGAGGCUUUAGAUUUUUAAUGUGAUCAGACCGGGUCAGAUGAGACCCGGGGUCUCACCCACAGCUCGCUGUCCCUCCUGGUACACUGCCGUCCCGAGGCAUUCUAAGAGGAGGCAAACAAAAUUUGCCUUCAUGGUACAGUUCUGGGUUUUUCUUCUAGGAGAAAUAUGGUAUAUGUUUACAAGAAUCUUCUACGAGAUUAGAGUCUUCAGUGCUGUUGGAUAGCGGCUUGCACUCAAACAAGGAAGGCCACAAUGUAAUGACCUCCCCUCUGCUUCCUCUCAAUCUAGUUACCUCCUGAAAGCACAAAAUCCAAACAUGCCAUAUGGAGAACGACAGCCCACUUGGAGGGAGCAAACAGUUCCUGAUAAAUGCCUUUUAGAGACAAGGUUCUUGACAUUCAGACUUCUGCCGAAAUGUAGUGCUGGGUCCCCUAGAGCAGUCAUGUCAUUUCAAAAUAAAACACAGCUUCUUCAAGCAGCACCUUUUCAAUAUACAUCUAACUUCCCCUCCCUGCGGACAUUCAGAAUUGAUAGAACAAACACUACUAUUUUGAAUUUAUGCUGUUUCAUGUCAUUUGAAAGUGUUUUAUGAUGACCCACUUGGAGCUUGCCGUCCUUGGGCAGUCCCUGCUAAGGCAGACUCGGACCUGGAGCCCAGAGAGGCAACAGCCCCCUCACCCACGGGAAGCUGGCUUACCUCAGUCAUUUGUCAUGGGGGCUGGACAUGGUUCCUGCCACUCCAGAGGGCCUUGGUAAAAUCAGUAGCCACCCCGCAGGCAGGCGGGAGCAAUAGUAGCUUCAGUAGUUUCAUUUUCCUGUCUUGCUGACAGAGACCCUUGGCUACCACUGUGCUGCUAAUAGGAUAAAUACUUUGUUUGCCAGAUUACCAUGCCUUUUACAUGAAACCAAAUUAACUUACCUGGUACCUGACACCUCUCUGGGCUCUGACCUGCUUUCUCGCAAAAGCAUGCUGGCGUUCUAGACAGAAUUCUAGAAAUUUGGCAGAUGGUGGAAGUAUCUAAGACUUCAUUUACCUUGCUCCUUUGUUGAUUGAAAGGAGCUUUAAAUUCUGAGCUCCUGAGCUCCUGACCACAACCAUGGAAUGAAUGUGUGACCAGAAUGUAGCUUUGACACCAAGUGCUGCUGUCCCUUUGUCAUUGGCUUCUGAUUUGACCAGAAAUAACCGAUAAUGUGAAUUUUUGUUACCUGUUCAAUUGUAGGAAAAUAGAAUAUGUAGCAUCCUUUGUUAGGUAGACACGAACUCUUUCUGCACGAAGCUUUGCUUGUAGACAGAGCCCAGUAAGACAAGAAAGAGCAUAGUGAUUUGUGCUUCGAGAACUCAAUAUUUUUAUCUUAAUCAGUACAGAAGAAAUAUCUGUAAUUUGAUCUUCUGUCUAGUACUUGUCUUAUAGGUAACCAACACUGAAAACUUUGUAGUGAUGACUACCAAAGAAAUACAUAGUAAAACAGACCUUUCAUUUCCAAAUUAUUAAAAGAGCCAGCCAUUGACGCUGCUACAUGAGUUCCAUGCUCAAGAGCCAUUGUAAGAAAUUAGGGGUUUUUAGGUUUUUGUUUCUAGUUUUCCUUUCCUUUUUUUUAUUUUCUUUUCUCUUUAAAAAAUUUUAAUAUAAAUCAUACACAGCUGUUAGCAUAAAAUCAUGGGGAGCAUUUUUCAGCAUGCUCAGCAGUGGUGGUGAACUGCCAAGCCCUGGUUGCCCCUUGUCAGGCAAUUGGAGGAAUCCUAUGUUCAUAAUAGUGGGUGCUGUGUGUGCACGUGUGCGUGUGUGCAUUCAUGCCUUAACUCGGGUUACUGCUCAACUUCAGUUGACUUAGUCUGCACCGUCAUCUAGUUUGUAUUGUACAUCUCGAUCUGAACUUCAUCCUGGCAAAAACAAAGUUGCAGGCACAACAGUUAAAGAAUGCAUUCCUCCGGAAGGGCAUUUGAUCAGGUUGACCCUGAGGCUGCAUUGGACUUUAUUUGGAACUGAGCAUGGAAAGCAAAAGUGGACUGUCAACCAGAAAGACGUCAACAAGAACGAGAGGAGAGCCACGUGCUAGCAUGUCUUUUGCCUCUGCCUAUCCGUGCACACUGUAUGUUCAUGAUAGCUUGUCUACAACUUGACUAGGUUGGAGUUCUGGUAAUAGUGGCAAUCUUGACAUUCUUGGUCAGAGUUUAGAGAGAUGUAAGACUUCCAAUUAAUGUCUUAUUUACUUCUUUAUGUUGAUUAGUCUUUGAUACAUGUGCUGAAUCAGAAACCUAAAUAAAGAUAAUUUUUUAAAAUGUA